This is a messenger RNA of Schistosoma turkestanicum, 3424 nucleotides long. The record is from the annotation of a GenBank genome assembly. NCBI's taxonomy places the organism in Eukaryota, Metazoa, Platyhelminthes, Trematoda, Strigeidida, Schistosomatidae.
CUCUGAUUUCGGCUGCUCAAGGUUGUCUGAAGCAAGAAAAUUCGAGUGCACCCUUUUUUCUGAGAUAGUUUGGAAUCUUCACGCCACCUGUUUCUAGUUCUUCUUUCCAGAUUCUCUGAAUAUGAAGCUUCAGUGAUCAAUGAUAUCUGUCUGUUGCUAUUCUUAGGAAAUAUUCUGUCGGACGUAUUGCGUCGCUUAGCUUGGCGAUGGUUGCAGUUUCUUGGAAGUUUUACAUCGUACAUGUUAUAAACAAAUGAACUGUAAAUGGAUCUGUGGAAAAGCAUCGAGAGAAAUCUAUCCUGGUUUGACUUAUCUCCAGAAGUGCGUAUGCAGCUGAAUGAUGAUCCCAAGAAGUAUGAAGAACAGAUUUUGUUACACAGUUUUCGAAACCAGUUACGCUAUUCUGGAAAUAUUGUACAAUUGGUAUGCAAAGCAUUUAGAUAAUUUCAACUUAAGGUCAUAAAACGUGAAAAGAAAUACUACGAGAAACUUGUUGAUUAUGGAAGAAAACAUUAUCUUCUAUAUCCAUACCACUUACAAGACAAAAUAGUCCGUGGUUUACAAAUCACUCAGUUUGUCUACUACCGCCACAUGAUUAUUGAUCUGAUUUCAACCGAAAAGUCAUAUGAUUGUCUCCCGAAUUUUACUGCAGCAGAUUGCUUGCGCCUGUUGGGAAUUGGAAGAAAUCAGUACAUUGAACUUGUCAAUACCUACAAGAGUUUCCUGUCGUCUAUAGGCCCUGAUGAAAAUGAAGUUCAGGGACUUCUUUGUGAUAUUCUACCAUCACAGCCGAUUGAUAGAGUCGUAUUUGAAUCCUGGUAUAUAGUUCGUAUAGGAUCAGUUAUGUUAUCUGAUAUACAAACAUCUACGGAUUCCGAGCGUAUGAUGAUCGACCAGCUUAUAGACGCUGAAAAAGCAAGUGAAUUGGAGGAAACCAAUCAAGUUAGUUCCGGAAUUCCGGUUAAAGAUCUUGAUCAAGAUAUCCUCAAACGACUUUACCUUCGUGGUUUGGUUUACAUUGAUAUUCCAGUAUCUUGUGACGAUAAGAUAUGCGUUCCUACACUUGAGGGCUUCGUAAUGAAUCGUAUCAGUGGAGAUACUAGAGAAAAUCUCCUGUACAAGAUUUUUGUUACGGCUGACGAGAAUACAUCAGUUAGUGAACUAGCCGAGUGUCUACAAGUCGAUGUGAACUCAGUAAAACAAGCUGCUUCUAUAUUUUGUCGGUUAGGGUUUGCUCAGAAGCGGAUUGGACAUCCAGAAAGUCGUACGAAGUCUUUCAAAAUUCCAAUAUCUAGUAAAGAUUCCGUUAUGUCACUACAUGCAGAAAACCCAGUUGUCGACACAAACUUGGGUUCUUUUUCAUGUGUAGACGACCACUCUCAACAACAAAAGAAGUUGGUACUGAUAUUUGAUUCGACCAUCACAGCUUAUCUCAUGAUGGGUAACUUGUCAUCAAACUUGAAACCUCAUGCAGUUACAAUGUUUGAGGUCGGGAAAUUAUCAGAUGAUUCACUGAAUUCUUUCUUAUUUGAACUAAAUCAUCUUGCCCCUGUUUCGGAAGGCGAAGCCGGAGUUUAUCGUGAGCAUGCUCUAAAUUUACGCGAAACAAUCCAUUUUUUGCGUAAUCAGGCUUCAUUAGACUCAACAGACCUUUGUGGUGUUGAUUUAAUUAGAGGCGGUUCGUUGUUAAGCUUAGAACCCGAAACACGAAUACGUGUCCUGCACAAAAACUAUAACUUAAUUGUAAGCCUUAUUCCCUCAACCUAUGAAGACCAACAAGCUUUUGACUCCCAAUGGCCACCACAUUUAGGACCACCUAUUUCAGAAGCUAAUUCUCCAUGGUUUGGCUUUUACAUUUCUUGUAUUGCAAGCAACGCAAUCCAGACAAAACAGAAUGCGUGUGUUAAAGUUUUGCCUACUCUUUUGAUAACAUGUGGUACUAGGAUAUCUCAUCUUCCAUCAGCUUUACGAGGUAUCUCAUGCUUCUGGCUUACUGCAUGGGGUCAUGACGCUGUAGUGGUGGACUCAGUUAAUUUUUUAACUACAGUAAAUGAUAUGCUGCUAUCAUCACCUGUACUUAUCCAAGCCAUUGAAAGUUAUGAAAUCGAGGAAAAUUUAUCUCAAAGAUAUAUCCCUUUACCUAUUUCCAAGGAAUUUCUACAAAAUUCAUCCAAUUGUAUACCUGAAUUUAUGAUGCACAUCAUGAAGGUUAUUAAUUUAACCUAUGUUUCCGGAUACAUCAUAGUACUGGCUCCGACGAACAAGUGUGAACCUGAUCAAAAUUUGAAUGCACUAAGUUCGGAAGACCAAAUCUUUUUAUCAGAUAACACAGAUUCUGUUUUGCAACAUGACCAACAAAAAAGUGAAUAUAAUCCUUCUGGAAAAGCUGUUUUAGUCGAAAAUGAGUUACUCACAAUCAUGAAUGAGCAUAAACCCAUUUAUUUUAUUACUUUACGUUUAGGUUUGCCCAUUUUUAACGUGGAAUUAAAUCGUGCGGUUUGUGCUCAAAUUUCUAGUCAAAAUUUAUUGUCCACUAAUAAUCGCAGUCAUCUCAAAGCUACUAAUCGUCUGCUUGUUACAGAAUUCACAAAAUUUAUUUUUGAUGACUGUUUCGGUUUGUUACCAAACCCAAAUCAAUGUAGUUAUUCAACACUUGUUACCAGUUCUGGUGGUAAUUUUCCUGAUACUUGGCCCCUUCCAACGAAAAGUAUGAUGUGCGCCAAUGGUACUUUGUCUUUUAUUUAGGCUUUUUUUACUAUACCUAAUAAUAUUCAAUCUGCAAUCAUGUUUGAUUGUAACACGUACAUAUCUAUUUUAUUGUUUCUAUUAAUAUUUCUGUUACUUUUUGUGUGAAUCAUUCGUUAUUUAAAUAUUAUUUAGUUUCUUUCUCUUGUAAUUUUCAUUUUUGUUUAUCUUUUCGCUUUUUUUUGGUUAAUUUAACUCUGAAAAUAUAUAUUGCUGUCCAUAUGACAACAGAACGUAUCGUUCAAUCAGUUCCCUCAAGUGGCUUCUGACAAAAUCAAGUUCUCUAUAUAUUAUGAAAUACAUAUUGAAUAUAUCAGUAAUCAUUAUGAACUUGGCCGUUAGAUUGCAGCAGUUUCAAACAAGUUACUGAACCCUAUCGGAAAGUAUUUUUAACUAAUAUUAUUUUGCAACCCACUUACAACCUGUAAACCCAAGUGACAUGUUAUUUUUACAUUUAUGACCGUUGAUUUCUAAUCAGUUUCUAAGUUGCACCAUAAUUCCAUAGCUUUCAUCUCAGCUAACUCCACAUCAAUAACAUAACAUAGUAAUUUUAAUGACAUCAUAGUAUCCGGGCUGUUGCUCAUCCAUUAGUAUUCAGGUAAUAAAAAAGUAGAGAAAAUUCAACAAAGAAUACUACUUUUUCGAAAAUAUCGUUUACCAAAGCUGUAGUUGAACAAAU